AUGUGGUGCCUCCUCAUGCUGCUCUGCUCUCAGGGAAUUGCCUUUUCAGCAGGAUUCUCAGCAGGAUUCUCAGCAGCCUCCAGUGGAGGUGUUGACACAAGUCGCUGCAAGCACCGCAACCCGGAAUGCUUCAUGAAUGUUAGUGAAAUUAUCAGAUAUCAUGGAUUCCCCAGCGAGGAAUAUGAAGUUCCAACAGAGGAUGGAUACAUUCUUGGUGUUUUCAGAAUUCCUUCUGGAAGGAACAGCCCCAAUACAGGGAAGAAGCCUGCAGUCUUGCUACAUCAUGGUUUUUUAUCAGAUUCUAUUCACUGGAUUGCCAACCUGCCCAACAACAGCUUGGGCUUCAUCCUUGCAGAUGCUGGCUAUGAUGUCUGGUUGGGAAACAGCCGAGGAGACACCUGGUCUUUAAAACAUAAGACCCUUAAGCCCUGCCAGAAAGAGUUCUGGCAGUUCAGCUUCGAUGAGAUAGGUAAAUACGAUAUUCCAGCAGAGCUGAACUUCAUCCUGAAUAAAACUGGACAGAAGGAUGUUUACUAUAUUGGUCACUCUGAAGGGUCAGCUGCAGGCUUCAUAGCACUUUCUACUUAUCCUGAUAUGCCUCAGAAGAUUAAAGCAGUCUUUGCUUUGGCACCAGUGACCACCAUCACACAUUCUACCAGUCCUAUGAUAACAAUUGCACUGCUUCCCCAGCCACUGAUCAGGUUACUGCUUGGCUGCAAAGGAGUUCUUCAAUACAGUGAGCUGAUGAAAGGACCUGUAACACGGUUCUGUGCAUGUCAGGGGAAAGUUUGUGGCAGUAUCUUCUGCUACCUGGCCGGGGGCAGGAUACAAAAUAUGAACACGAGUCGAACAGAUUCAUACUCGGGACAUUAUCCAGCUGGAACAUCGGUACAGAACGUUAUUCACUGGCAGCAGAUAAAACAUGCAGACCAAUUUCAAGCUUAUGACUACGGCUGUAAGGAAAACAUGAAGAAAUACAACCAGACUGCUCCUCCUGAGUACAAGAUAGAAGAGAUAAAGGUGCCAACUGCUGUUUGGAGUGGUGGACAGGACAAAUUUGCAGACCCAACAGACAUAGCAAGGCUUCUUCCUCGGAUCACUAAUCUCAUUUACCAUGAGCAUUUUCCUACAUGGGGACAUCUUGAUUUCCUCUGGGGCCUUGAUGCAACUGAGAAAAUGUAUCUGAAAAUCAUUGAACUACUGAAGAAAUAUGCUUAG
This is a messenger RNA of Zonotrichia leucophrys gambelii, 1218 nucleotides long. RefSeq names its product lysosomal acid lipase/cholesteryl ester hydrolase-like. The record is from RefSeq and is a predicted model, not a curated record. The transcript has 9 exons. Gene Ontology annotation, molecular function: hydrolase activity, acting on ester bonds. Bases 1 to 1218 code for a protein of 405 amino acids. NCBI's taxonomy places the organism in Eukaryota, Metazoa, Chordata, Aves, Passeriformes, Passerellidae.